This is a messenger RNA of Cylindrotheca closterium, 1569 nucleotides long. The record is from the annotation of a GenBank genome assembly. NCBI's taxonomy places the organism in Eukaryota, Bacillariophyta, Bacillariophyceae, Bacillariales, Bacillariaceae.
AUGGCUGAUACGACGAGUGAUAAUGAGACCAAGAGGCCAUCGAGCACCAACAAGUUGGAUGAAACGUGGUUCUACUAUCAGAAUCCAACGAGUGGGUGUGUUGCCACCGCCCCCAUGACACUGCGUCAGUUGAGCCGUCUCUUUUGUCCCGUUCGAGAAGGCUUAAAACCGAUUUUGCCGCCUCAAACUCGCUGUCUUCAAGUGCUGCAAGGAGAGCAGUUUGGAGAAUGGAAGUUGGCCUCGGAGUUUGAUGUCUUGAGAGAGGCCUCGGCUGAGUGGUAUUUCGCGACAAAAGAUUCUGGCUCGGAGGGUCCCUUUUCAUGUAGAAAAAUUUUGGAAGAAAAACCUCGUUUGGUGUAUGCUGGCGGGGUUACAGAAGAGUGGGUCUCUGUGGACGAUAUUCCAAAUCUCAAGUUGGUUUUGGAAGCAUUGCAGAACGCAACUAGUGUAAUACCAAAGAAUAAUGUGGCUCAACCAGCUGCAUCAAAGGAAGUUGUAGAACUGCAAGCUCAAGAAGACCUCGAGUCUUUUCUAUCAGCAACAGCGGAAGAAACGAAGGCCUCUGUUAGUGGUUCAAAAGACGUUGACCCUGAUGCUCAUAUUUACGAAAGCGACGGGGGUACCAAGUACGUACAGGAUCCGAUGACGGGAAAUUGGGUCCACGAGGCCUUGGCACUGGAAGAAACAAAGAAGGAAACAACGGCACCAACAGUUGCUACCACCACCACAAAAACAAAAUCUGGUAAGAAGAAGCAAAAGAAAAGCAAAUUUUCGAACCGAAAUGCGAAAAAUUGGAUAUACAUCAGUGGCCUGCCAACAGACAAGGGUAUAACAGAAGAUGAUAUACACAAGUAUUUUUCUCGGGCUGGGCUCUUAGAUUUAGACCCAGAAUCGUUAAAGCCAAAGAUCAAGUUGUAUCGCACUGCCAGUGGUCAGCUGAAAGGUGAUGCGUCUAUUUGCUAUGCCAAAGCAGACUCUGUCAACUUGGCAUUGCAGGUUCUAGACGAGUCACCCUGGGACGAAAAACACAUUCUACGGGUGCAGAAAGCAAAAUUCGAGGCCAAAGUAACAGGAGAUGGUUCAAGUGCAGGAACCAAACGACGUCGACCAGCGUCAGAUGCCAAGCGAAAAGUUGCUAGGUUGGCGCUCUUGCAAGCUCAAGAUGAAGGGUUUGGAGGUCGUCUCAGUGGUGGUCGAAAAGGAUUAUGUAUAGUUGUUGUGAAGAACAUGAUGGACGGGAUUGAAGAGAACAAGCUGGAGGAUAUGAUAUAUUCCUAUUGUCAAGAGCACGGUGAAGUGGAGAAGAUUACAUGCAUGGAAAAAGCAAAGGUUGUCAUUAUCAAAUUCGCCGAGCCAACAUCAGCUGCAAAUGCUCUUGGUGCUUUGAAUGGAAAACCCAACCCGUCCACUAAAAAGAAGAUGGAAGCUAUGUACUGGGAUGGAGUCACAGACUACACUCACAAGGACGAAGAAUCGGACGAAGAAGAAAGACUUGAUCAGUUUGGACAGUGGUUGGAAUCUCAAGAAGAGCUCCCUGAUGAGUUGCGGUUAAAAGUGGCGGAUGACUAA